This is a messenger RNA of Cladocopium goreaui, 607 nucleotides long. The record is from the annotation of a GenBank genome assembly. NCBI's taxonomy places the organism in Eukaryota, Dinophyceae, Suessiales, Symbiodiniaceae.
GGGACUUUCCUUAGAGCCACAAGGCAUGCCUGCCACAGGCCCUUUUGAACCCAUGGAGGCAGUAGAUAACUUUUUGGAACAGCUGGAUGACUGCCAAAAGAACGAGUUGGUGGGGCGAGCCUUGAAGCAGAGCAAUGCUGAACAGUGGUCCUCUCUACUCCGGGCCACCGCAUCUGAACGCCACGGGCCGCGCACCGUGCGCUGCUGCGACAUGUCCGGGCGCACCGUGGAGUUGAAAGUGAAACCUUUCCAGACCUUAUUUACUGUGAAGCAAGAAUUGCUGAAAUUGGCCGAUGAGUUCUUACCGCGCAUUGACAAGAAAAGGGAAGUGAGACAAGCUAAACUCUACCAUGCGGAGGUGGAGCUCCCCGAUCAUAUGCUUGGAUCAAUGCUGCCAGAGCAAAUCUCUGUGGUCUAUAAGAAGGACCAUAAGUUAGUGGAGAGCGAUUCAGAUGCCUCCUUUGAGUUUUACUGCAGCGACCGUGACUACUAGUAGUGACUGAGACCUUGGCUGAACUGUGGCGGCCCAACUGACAGAAAUGAGAAAUGAAUCAUUAGAAAUAUCCUGGUUGACUGGCUAUAGGGACUUGUGCUAGCUGAUUUCCUG